UCCGUCCGUUGCUCUCUCUCUCCGUUUCUGCUUCUGUUUCACGUUCGUUUCUGCCUUGCCUUCCCCCUCCCCUCCGCGGCACCGUCUUUUCUCCUCGUCUCCCCCGGCGUCCCCCCUCUUCUCCUCCAUCCAUGCCGCCCCGUCUCAAACGGCAUCACCAUGCAUCCUAGCGCUCUCCAGCGGCGCGACGAAGAUUCCACGGAGCAAUUCCUCAAACUCAUCUCGAAUCCCUUCCAGUCUGACUUCCAAGUCAACGCCAUCUGGGCCUCCUUGGCCACUUCCGUUGGCUUGUCCAUCGCCCUCACCCUCCUGUUCUCGCUCUUCCGCCCCCGUCACUCGGUCGUCUAUGCGCCCAAGGUCAAACAUGCCGAUCGCAAACACACCCCGCCGCCGGUGGGAAAGGGCUUCUUUGCCUGGCUCAAGCCUGUCCUACAAACCAAGGAGCCCCAGCUGGUUGACUGCGUCGGCCUGGAUGCCAGCAUGUUCAUACGCUUCGCCAAGAUGUGCCGGAACAUUUUCAUCUUUCUGAGCAUCAUCGGCUGCGGUGUCAUGAUUCCCCUCAAUCUGACACAGAGCACCGGGAAUACCGUGUCGGAAUUUGGCGCGUUCGCCACGAUGACCCCGCUCUAUGUCACCACCGAAGCCAUCUGGGGCCAGGUGGUCUGCGCCUGGGCAUUCGAUAUGAUCGUCGCUUUUUUCCUCUGGAGGAACUACAAGGCCGUGUUGGCGCUGCGGAGGAAGUUUUUCGAGAGCUCCGAGUACCAGCGCAGUCUGCACGCGCGGACCCUGAUGAUUACAGAUAUUCCCCCGGCUGCACGAUCCGACGAAGGUGUCUUGCGUUUGACAGAUGAGGUGAAUCCCACGGCCGCCGUCCCGCGCGCCUCCAUCGGCCGCAACGUCAAGGGGCUCCCCCGCUUGAUCAAGGAACACGACGAAACUGUCCGCGAACUCGAGACCGUUCUCGCCAAGUAUCUCAAGAACCCUGAUCAACUACCCGCAAAACGCCCCACCAUGAGCCCACCGCGAAAGGAGCGAGGCGAACACCGGAGCGGCAGGGUGGACGCCAUCGAUUACCUGACGGAAAAAAUCCAGAGGCUGGAGGAGGAAAUCCGGCAUGUUCGGGCGUCGAUCGACAGACGGAAUGCUAUGCCCUUUGGUUUUGUUAGCUGGGACAUGAUCGAACAUGCCCAUGCCGUGGCUUAUAAUACGCGCAAGAAGCAUCCGGAGGGGACGACAAUUGUUCUGGCGCCGCGGCCGGAUGACCUCAUUUGGGAGAACCUGCCGUUGUCGAAGGCGGCGCGCAGAUGGAAAGGAUUCGUGAGCGCGAUCUGGGUGUCGCUCCUUACGUUCGUGUAUAUUGUUCCUAACGGUCUGAUCGCGGUUUUCCUGUCCGACUUAUCCAACCUGGGUCUGGUUUGGCCGGCUUUUCAGACAUCGCUGGAUGCGAACCCUUACGUGUGGGCUGCCGUCCAAGGUAUCUUAUCUCCGGCUGUGACCUCGCUUGUCUACAUCAUUCUACCCAUCAUCUUCCGUCGGCUGGCGAUCCGGGCUGGCGACACCUCGAAGACGUCUCGAGAGCGCCAUGUCCUCAACAAGCUCUAUUCCUUCUUUGUCUUCAACAACCUCAUCGUCUUCUCUCUCUUUUCCGCGGCGUGGACCUUUGUUUCGGCCGUCAUCGAUGCCGAAAACAACGAUCAAAAUGCCUGGCAGGCGCUCCGCGACGGCGCGUUUUAUACCAAGGUGGUAAGCGCACUGUGCCAGGUGUCGCCGUUCUGGGUGACGUACUUGCUGCAGCGGAACAUGGGUGCCACGAUUGACUUGGCCCAAUUGGUCACAGUGGCUUGGGUGUGGUUUUCGAAGACGUUUCGUUCGCCAACUCCUCGACAGUCGAUUGAGUGGACCGCCCCUCCGUCGUUUGACUACGCCAGUAACUACAACUCCUUCCUGUUCUACGCGACCGUAGCCCUCUGCUUUGCCACAUUGCAGCCGAUCGUCCUCCCCGUCACCGCGCUGUACUUCGGACUGGAUGCGAUGUUGAAGAAGUACAUGCUGCUGUACGUGUUCGUGACCAAGACGGAAUCCGGAGGCCAGUUCUGGCGGGUCCUGUUCAAUCGCAUCGUUUUCGCGAUGAUUUUAUCCAACAUUGUCAUUAUCCUGGUAACCAUUGCCAAAGGCACCUGGACGAUGGUGUAUUGCAUGAUCCCGCUGCCGUUCAUGAUGCUGGGGUUCAAGGUCUUCUGCAUGAAGAAGUUCGAUACCGGAAUCACCUACUACAACAGUGCGGAGCUGACGGAUGCCGAGGCCCUGGCGGUCAGCAAGCCGAACAAGAAGGCGUCGGAGCGGCUCAACUCCAAGUUCGGCCACCCGGCCCUCUACAAGCCAUUGAUCACGCCGAUGGUCCACGCCCGGGCAGGAGAGGCGUUGAAGCGCAUCUACAGCGGACGACUGGGGACCACGGAGUUCGAGGGCGAGUACUCGGACAUCGCAAUGGACGCCAUGUCGACGUCGCACCCGGGCAAGUCCAUGAUGGACACCGCCGCCCCGGCUCCGUUCGAAAUGGUUCCGGAAAACCACCUGGAUUUCUCGUACUACAAGGACCGCCCGGACUUCCGGGACGAGUUCGGCGGAGGCAUCUACGGCCGGCCCGACGAUGUCAUGACGGAACGCUCGCAGACGCCGCACAGUGCGCUGGGCGAGUGGUCACCCACGUCGUCGCGGGCCUCGUCGCCAGCGCCGUCGGUCCCGUCGCUGUCCGGCAUGAGGGCGCAUGACUCGUACGAUCCGACAAUGAACGACCACAUCCACCCGGCAUUCCGCGUGCCAGCCCCGCUGGGCGGCGGGAUGUACCAGCAGCGGAACGAGAGCGAAACGGAGCUGCUCAACAACGCGCAGGGGCCGGCGGUGAGCGAGACGGCGACGCCGUUGGACCGGUGGCGGUCGAGGGGAUAUGGGCCUGUAGAACAGGACGACCCCAGCUUCACCUCGUACGAACACUACCGGAUGGCCGGUAGAUGACACUGAUUUCUAGCGAUAACGAAUGGGGAUUGGUUGGUUGGUUGAUUGAUACCUGCAUAGGCAAAUACUGGGCUGGGACGGUUUGCUUUGGACGAUUUGGAUGGACGGCGUACGGAAGAAACGUGCCUACGAC
Messenger RNA from Aspergillus heteromorphus CBS 117.55, 3148 nucleotides. RefSeq names its product putative DUF221 domain protein. Gene Ontology annotation, cellular component: plasma membrane. The transcript has 3 exons. Gene Ontology annotation, molecular function: calcium-activated cation channel activity. The coding region runs from base 160 to 3015 and encodes 951 amino acids. NCBI's taxonomy places the organism in Eukaryota, Fungi, Ascomycota, Eurotiomycetes, Eurotiales, Aspergillaceae. The record is from RefSeq and is a predicted model, not a curated record.